This is a messenger RNA of Linum trigynum, 3357 nucleotides long. The record is from the annotation of a GenBank genome assembly. Lineage: Eukaryota; Viridiplantae; Streptophyta; Magnoliopsida; Malpighiales; Linaceae.
GUUAGUACUUUUACUAAGGUUGUGCGUAUAGUGGGGGUUUCACAAGGAGCAAGCAAACCUCACUUUAGGCAACACAUUUCAAAAUUUUCGCAACAUGUUUUAGAAAUAUAAGCAAUAUUUAUUGUAAGUUUUUGCAACAUUUGAAAUUUAUCUGUGACGAGUCUAAAUCAUAGUUAUGUGUGAAUAUAGUUUUAUCACAGAUGCACCUUUUGAAAUUCAAGGUAUGAUCGAAGGGCUGAUUAAUUGUCAUUAAAGGAACUAUUUGUGACAAAUUCUAUUGUCACGUACGCAACAUUGUGUGGCGAAUUUGGAUAAUCACCCAUAACAUACUUUUGUGACUAUAUGUUGGUCAAAACAUAAUCACUUUGUGACAAGUUUUUCCAUCACAUAAAGACCAUUAACAAGAUUACGUACAAAAGUUACAUAAUGGUGACCAAUAUUUAAAGAGUAAUCGAAUGGGGGAAAAAAACUCGAUUCGUAAGAUCAUUCAUUUGAAGCCCUGGUUGGUAAUCCGUGGGAUCCCUCAUCGUUUGAAUCAUCGAGCGAAUUGGGUGGCUCGUUCACAAGCUCACGCUACUGAUCUCCCUCCCGAUUGGUUAGCCAUUCUCGAACUAAUUUUAGCUCAUGUUUGUUGGAUUUUCACUUGUAACUGAUUUUGGUAUUGAAUGAAAGAUCUAAAUUCUUGUAAAAAAAAAAAAUGUCCCCAACACUUUCAAAAGGGACAAAUCAUACCUUCACAUUUAGUUUUGCCAAAUUAAUUUCCUUUAUCAUUUCAUAUUCGAUUUUUUACCGUCACGUUACUAAUUUUGACGAUCACUACACUCGAAUAAGAACGACACGAAUAACCAUACGAGGAUUUAAACGAUGACACGACAAUGAGUUGACUUUACAUCUCCCACGAAGAGCUCAAGAUGUAUGCUAAGUACUUUGCAAGCCCUUUGAAUUGGAGUUGUUUUUACCACCACGUGUUGUCUUACAUAAUUGCAUACCUUAAUCCUCUCCCUUAAUAUAAACCUCCAAGUACUUUGGACCACAGACAAGUUUGUCAGCUUCAACGUGGGGUUAAUUACAUUUGAUUUGCUUCUCCAAUACCACAUAAAAAGGAGAAAAUCUCGACUGAUUUUCGCAUCUCUCAAGCAAAUCAUUCUUCUUAGUCUUUCUCCAUCUCCACAGUAGAAGCAGAAACAGAGCAAAACAGAGCUCCCCUGGCAGUCCAAACCCAGAAUGGAGAACUCACAGUUAGAUCAAAUCUUGGUCGCUUCCUCCUCCUCCGGCAGCAGCAAUGGUCUCGCAAAGGGCGGCUUCAGGGCCUUGCCCUUCAUCAUAGUAACUGAUGGAUUGGAGAAAGUGGUGACUUACGGCCUCGGCGCAUCGAUGAUUCUCUACCUGACGAGAGAGUACGGCCUGGAGAAUGCUGCUGGUGCACAAGUGAUGUUCAUAUGGACCGCGGCGAUCAACUUCGUCCCUGUCCUCGCGGCAUUUCUAGCCGAUUCUUAUGUGGGUCGAUACUGGAUGAUUGGAUUCGGAUCCAUCGCAUCCAUUCUGGGAACUGGUCUAUUAUGGCUAACAGCUGUAGUACCAGGGGCCAGGCCUCAACCCUGUGCUGGUGAUGCUCAUUCUACAGGAAGCUGCAGAAUGCGAGCCACGACGACGCGACAGCUGAUGUUCCUGUACGCAUCGUUAGGCCUGAUCUCGAUCGGAUCAGGGAGCAUGAGAUCGUCCUGCAUGGCGUUCGGUGCUGAUCAGAUGAUGAUGGUCAGCACCAAAAGGGGAUCUUCAAGGGUGCUGGAGAGCAUCUUCAGCUGGUACUACAUUUCGACGGCGAUUGCGAUUCUGCUGGCCAUAACUGUCAUAGUUUACAUCCAGGAUUCUGCUGGCUGGAGUGCUGGUUUUGGAGUCUGUGUGGUGCUCAUGGUGUUGUCUGCAGUUUCAUUCUUCUCGGCUUCUGUGUUCUAUGUGAAGCCGGUGGCCAAAGCAAGCUUGGUCACUGAGCUUGCUCAAGUUGUUGUAGCUGCCUGGACAAAGAGGAGCAUCAAGCUGCUGCCCCCUCCUCAAUCAACCACUCUAGCUUAUCAUCAUCAUCAUCAAUCCACUGCUGCAGUAAUGAAUUUGGAACCAUCUGAGAAUUUGAGGUUUCUCAACAAGGCCUGCAUCAUUCAACACCCCGAACAAGACCUAACCCAGGAAGGCAAACCAGCUCAUCCAUGGCGCCUCUGCUCCGUAGAACAAGUCGAGGAUCUCAAAUCCGUAAUCCGAAUCAUCCCAAUCUGGUCAGCAGGAAUGCUAAUGUCCGUCACAGCAAGCCAACAAUCCAUCCAGCUCCUCCAACUCGCCACCAUGGACCGCCACAUCACCCCGAAAAUCGAGAUCCCAGCAGGCUCAUUCAGCAUCUUCCUAGUCCUCACUUUACUAAUUUGGGUUCCCCUCUACGACCGAGCCAUCCUGCCCUUAGCUUCAACCCUCAGGGGACGUCCCGUCUCGCUUCCCCUGAAGACGAGGCUGGGGCUCGGCAUCCUGCUCUCCUCUGCCUCCAUGGCCGCACUGGGCCUCGUGGAGAGCAUUCGUCGAGCCAGGGCGCUCGACGAGGGGCUCUCCGACGAUCCCAAUGGGAUCGUGGACAUGUCCGCGAUGUGGUUUUUGUUGUACUACGUGCCAUUUGGGGUGGCGGAGGCGUUUAACUACAUUGGACAGAAUGAGUUCUACUACAGCGAGCUGCCGAGGAGCAUGGCUAGUAUUUCGACGACUCUGUAUCAGAUGGGGUUGUCGGUGUCGAAUCUGGUGGCGAGCUUGGUGCUGAGCGUCGUGGAUCGCGCGACGAGAGGUGACGGUGGUGGAGGGAGCUGGGUGGGGAGCAACAUUAACAAGGGACAUUAUGAUUACUACUACUGGGUUUUGGCUGGUUUGAGUUUGGGGAAUUUUGUGUACUAUGUUGCUUGCUGCAAGGGUUAUGGUCCUCUCAAGGGCGAGGGUGAGGAUACAAGAGAGGAGGUGGAUGAAGUGGGAAACCAAUAGGUUUACUACGAACAAGGGUUUAGUCUCGUGGUAAUACCAUUAAUCUUGAACUUGAAAGUCUCGAAUUCGAAUUCGUUAAGUAUUACUUCACCGUAAAGAAGUAAGUUUAUAUCAUUCUUACAAUAAAAACGAAACCAGUAGGUUUACUGUAACACCAUGUCAUGUCAUGAUAGAUUGUCAUAAUAUCUUUUGUUUCUUUAUGAUUCCUAGUUGAACUAGGAUUCCUAAUCUUAUUAGGAAUAAGGAUUUUCUAAUCGACGAAAAAGUUGAUACUGUAGUAAGGAAAAUUUAUGAUGGCUAGUAAGUAUUCGUGCUUACGAUCGAGAAUACACAAGUUUAGUUUGU